UGCAGCUGGUUGUCAACUGUCAGUGGUUCGUCAGAAAACUCAUCCCCGUGCCGAGACGAGAACCUUCUUCUCCGCCUCAGCCACACCAUGUCCGACUCAAAGAAACCAGCCCAGCCCGCCGCGACCGCCAGUGGAAGCUCCUCGCGGGACCAGGAGUUGGACGAUCUGCUAGACAGUGCAUUGGAGGAUUUCAGCAAACACAAGGAUAGUUCGACACAGCAAGCGAGCAAAUCGGACGGUGGAGCGGGAGGUAGUUCCGAACAGCACGACGAUCCUCCGACGGAGCAGCUGUGGAACGAGGAGUUCAUCGAUGAACAGGCGAAGAUGUUCGAGAAGCAAAUGGCUGCGCUGUUCGGCGGUGGCGAAAGGGUGGACAGCGAACAGAUUGCUCUCGGGUUUCAGCGAUUGGCCGAAGCGGCCGGUAUGGCGGUGCGAUCGGAGGGUGCGCCGACGACAGUAGGAUUGGAUGGACCGGCGGGAGAAGCAGUUGGUGGUCUUGACCCGUCAAUCAGCCAAAGCAUAACCGAUGCGCUUAAGUCGAUGAGUGAAGGGCGCGACAAUUUGCAGGCUCCCUUCAGCCCCGAGGAUAUGGCGAACAUGUUCGGUAACAUCGAUCUGAACGCGUCGGGCGAGAACAAUGCCUUCUUGCCGUUCAUGCAGAACAUGAUGCAAAGUUUACUGUCGGCCGAGGUGCUACUGCCCAGCUUACGCGAUCUCGUCGAGAAGUACCCGAAAUGGCUGCAAGACAAUGCGGCGACCGUUCCGAAGGAGGACCGGGAGCGGUACGAAAAACAGCUGGUCAUGAUGAAGGACGUGUGCGCGGAGCUCGAGCAAGAGAAGCCAGACGACAGUGCGGAGGUCAAACGCGAACGGUUUCGAGUGGUGCUGGAAAAGAUGCAAGCCAUGCAGGACCUCGGUCAACCGCCAACUGAUUUGAUUGGGGAUCUUGGGCCGGGAAAUCUUAAUCUGCCUACGCUCGAUCCGUCCUCCUUCAAUGAACAGAAUCCCUGCCCUAUGAGCUAACUCAGCACUCGGAACAAACAUCCUGGCAACUUGCUGCUGUGCCGCUGCCGCCUGCUGUGCUUUAGGUGUAGUUGAGCUUUUUUUUAACUGACACAUUUCGCGUCAUCCUUAUGAAAGAGGAUUGGAUUGGAUUGGAUUGGAUAGGCCGGUUUUAAGUUGAUUUGGGUUUCGACAAAGCGACGAUCUUUUGAAAUUGGACCGCAUUUUUGUGGGGUUUGUGGGUUUAGCUCGGAUACUUUAACAUUAGCAAUAAAGUCGCUGGAAGCGACAUUCGUAAAACCACCAACAUGUAGCGUAUUAAUUACACAUUGGAAAUAACAGACAGUCGCUUUCAUU
Molecule: messenger RNA, 1359 nt
Organism: Anopheles darlingi
Lineage: Eukaryota; Metazoa; Arthropoda; Insecta; Diptera; Culicidae
Gene: Pex19
Product: peroxisomal biogenesis factor 19
Exons: 4
Coding region: 88-1023 (311 amino acids)
Biological process (GO): protein import into peroxisome membrane
Cellular component (GO): peroxisome; peroxisomal membrane
Source: RefSeq, a predicted model, not a curated record